UGUGUCCGGCCCCCGCGAUCUCUCGAGCUGCCCGGGAGCUCACACCCGGCUUUUCUCCAGCCUCACUCCGCGCACAGCCGUCGCCGUCAUGCUGGCCGCUGCUCUCCGCCGCUGCGCCGUGGCAGCAGCAGCCGCCAGAGCCGGCCCCCGAGGCCUCCUGCACCCUGCCUCGGCUCCCAGUCCCGCCGCCGCAAUCCCGUCAAUUCGCUGCUAUUCCCAUGGGUCCCAUGAGACAGACGAGGAGUUUGAUGCUCGCUGGGUGACAUACUUCAAUAAACCAGAUAUAGAUGCCUGGGAAUUGCGUAAAGGAAUGAACACUCUUGUUGGCUAUGAUCUGGUUCCAGAACCCAAAAUCAUUGAUGCUGCUUUGCGAGCAUGCAGGCGGUUAAAUGAUUUUGCUAGUGCUGUUCGUAUCCUAGAGGUUGUUAAGGACAAAGCAGGACCUCAUAAGGAAAUCUACCCCUAUGUCAUCCAGGAACUUAGACCAACUUUAAAUGAACUGGGAAUCUCCACUCCAGAGGAACUGGGCCUUGACAAAGUGUAAAUCCCCAUGGAUGGUCUUCCCAAGGAUUUAUUCGUAUUGCUACUUGAUUGUAAACAGUUACCUGGAAAUGCUGAUGAUAACAUAUUACCUUAUUUGAACAAGUUUUCCUUUAUUGAGUACCAAACCAUGUGAUGGUAACUUGGACUAAUAAAAGGGAAAUGAGUUUGAACUGAAA
This is a messenger RNA of Marmota flaviventris (yellow-bellied marmot), 719 nucleotides long. It is a transcript of the gene Cox5a, whose product is annotated as cytochrome c oxidase subunit 5A. NCBI's taxonomy places the organism in Eukaryota, Metazoa, Chordata, Mammalia, Rodentia, Sciuridae. Gene Ontology annotation, biological process: mitochondrial electron transport, cytochrome c to oxygen. Gene Ontology annotation, cellular component: mitochondrial inner membrane; respiratory chain complex IV. The record is from RefSeq and is a predicted model, not a curated record.